Messenger RNA from Hippocampus comes (tiger tail seahorse), 1551 nucleotides. RefSeq names its product nucleobindin-2. The coding region runs from base 130 to 1371 and encodes 413 amino acids. Lineage: Eukaryota; Metazoa; Chordata; Actinopteri; Syngnathiformes; Syngnathidae. Gene Ontology annotation, cellular component: endoplasmic reticulum-Golgi intermediate compartment; extracellular exosome. The transcript is spliced from 14 exons. Gene Ontology annotation, molecular function: calcium ion binding. The record is from RefSeq and is a predicted model, not a curated record.
UGCCACGAGCGGCUUGUAUUGGUGGCAGGGAGCAGGUGACGGCUGUAAACAUACACAAGCUAAGCUAACAAGAAGCUCGUUCAAGAGUCAAAAGUGCAUCUGGACCGAGAAUCGCUUCAAAGCCAACAGAUGUGGAUGGCGAUGGUACGAGGUAAAGCGUUGGACAGUUGCGUACUGGUUCUGCUGAGUCUGUGGCUGUGCAUCCACUCACUGCCCAUUGCUGUGAACAAGAGCAAAGAGAACACAGCGCCCAAAGAGGAUGAACUGAAUGCCCCACAAAGUGUAGACACCGGGCUACACUAUGACCGCUACCUCAGGGAGGUCAUCGAAUACCUGGAGAAAGACCCUCACUUUCGGGAGAAGUUACAAAACGCCAACAACAUGGAGCCAGACAAACUUGCCAAAGAGCUGGACUUUGUCCACAACAAUCUGCGCACCAAGCUGGAUGAGCUGAAGAGGGAGGAAAUGAACAGGCUGCGGAUGCUCAUCAAGGCCAAGCAUGACAUGGAGCUGGGAGAUGGCUGGAAAGUGGACUACCAGGCCUUGCUGAAACAAUUUGAACACCUCAACCACGACAAUGCGCAUUCAUUUGAAGUUGAGGACCUGGACCGCCUCAUCAAAGCAGCUACGAAAGACCUUAUGCAAUUUGACAAGCAGCAUCACGAAGAGUUCAAGCGCUAUGAGAUGAUGAAGGAGCACGAGAGGCGGGAGAAGCUGAAGGCCAUGUCGGAGGAGGAGCGUAAGAAGGAGGAGCAACACCACGAGGAGAUAAAGAAGAAGCACGCCAACCACGCCAAAGUCAACCACCCGGGAAGCGAGGACCAGCUGAAGGAGGUGUGGGAGGAGUCCGACGGUCUCGAACCAGACAACUUUGAUCCGAAGACCUUCUUCAAACUGCAUGACAACAACGGCGACGGCUUCUUUGACGAGAACGAGCUUGAGGCUCUCUUCGUGAAAGAGCUUGAGAAGGUGUACAACUCCAACAACGAAGAAGACGACAUGGUGGAGAUGGAGGAGGAGAGGCGGCGCAUGAGAGAGCAUGUCAUGUCUGAGGUGGACACCAACAAAGACAGACUGGUGUCACUCGCCGAGUUCCUGGCGGCCACGAAGAACCCGCAGUUCCACCAAAAUGAGGAGUGGGAGACUUUGGAGCAGCAAAACUCCCCUUACACCGAGGAGGAGCUGGCGAUGUUCGAGCAGCAGCUGGCCAAGGACAGCAAAAUAAUCAUGGAACAAGUGGCAGAGCUGCAGAAGCAGCGCGAGAAUCUUCAAAAUAAGCAAGACUUACUCGAUGUUCAGAAGCGCGGCAUUCAGCAGGCCAUGAGUGAAGUGGAGAAGAGAAAAGUCCAAUCCAAGUCGGAUGUCAAAUAGUCUGGAGCCGCAGGAGCUGGAGGAAAACAGGCGUUAACCAGACACCUGUUGCAAAUGACACUCUUGACGGGUCCUAUCAGGGAGCGCGUGUUUGUUGGCAUUUCAACCUUCUGUCUUGUCUACUUUUGUUUGUUUGCAAUACCACUGGAUAAAAGUUGGGCUGCAAAGCUUUGGAAAAUU